Acanthoscelides obtectus is the source of this 616-nucleotide messenger RNA. NCBI's taxonomy places the organism in Eukaryota, Metazoa, Arthropoda, Insecta, Coleoptera, Chrysomelidae. The record is from the annotation of a GenBank genome assembly.
CAUCAACCCGUGUGUCAUCUUGAACCAUAUUAUAACCGCGGCACAUAACACAGAAAUUUUGGUUAUUCGCUUGGAUUUGAUUUAUGUAGUGGUUAUGUUAUGUAGGUGUCUGAUGUGAUCCAGAAGAUAUAAGAUCAGAAAAAUGAAUUUUCUCAAGAAUAUUCCCAGUCUUCUAUCUCCUAUUUGUAACCAAAAUCUGCAACAAGUCCGUACAAAAUGGGUAAACCGCUGGAUGAUCCGAGACGUAAAAAGAAGGAAAAUGGUAACAGAAUACGCACCAACAAGACUGAGAAUAAAUUCCCUUAGAAAAAACGAUAUCCUGCCUGUUGAACUACGGGAGAUAGCAUCCAAAGAAAUCGAAGAUCUACCUAGAGAUUCGAUUCUUUUAAGAACACAAAAUCGUUGUGUUAUCACAUCUAGACCAAGAGGGACUGUACAGCGUUGGAGGUUUAGCAGGAUAGUGUUCAGGCAUCUUGCAGAUUAUAAUAAGUUGUCAGGUGUACAGCGGGCAAUCUGGUAGAAGCUUGCUUGUUAUUGUUUGUAGUAUAUAAUAAUAAAUAUAGUAAUAACAAAGAUGAUUUUUUAUAACCAAGCAAAUAAAUUACAAGAUAUUGGG